AUGGCCGGUAACGCACUUGUAACGCCUCUGGUGUUCCAAGUGUCCAUGGGCGACGCCGAUUGCUUACCAUCAGAAAGCUUACUAAUCUUGGCGGCCUUAGGGCUAGCCUUGGCUCGGCCGAACGAUGAAUCUGAUCCAAUGGGCCGCUAUUUGGAACCUCACCCAGACUGCCCUCCAGCUGAGACCCACUUUCUCCUUCCCCACGAGUAUGACUGCACCAAAUUCUACUAUUGUGAAUAUGGACUAAAGUAUAUCGAACCAAGAGACUGUGCUCCAGGGACCGAAUUUAAUGCUCAAAUUCAGGUUUGUGUACAUCCUUCUCAAUCUGGAUGCCAUCUUCCUGGACCUGGACCAUGGCCUUCAUCAAGUUCGACUUCAACAUCAGGUACUACAACUACACAAACGCCUUCAACUACGACUACUCCAGCGUCAACAACUACAACAACUACACCAGCGCCAACUACUACUACAACUACUACUACAACACCAGCGCCAACUACUACUACAACAACUACUACAACAACACCAGCGCCAACAACGACAUCUACAACAACAACUACUACGACACCAGCGCCAACUACUACUACAACUACUACUACAACACCAGCGCCGACAACGACAUCUACUACAACACCAGCGCCAACAACGACAUCUACAACAACAACCACUACGACUGGACAGCCAAUUUCAUCAACAACUCAAGUAUCAUCAUCUACAACUGGUGUUCCGUCUAGCUCCAUUGCUCCACCAGACUGUGAUUUCCUGGACAAUGGAUGCCCAGCUGACUUUGAUGUCCACUGGCUUCUUCCUCACGAGGUGUACUGCAACAAAUUCUACUACUGUGACAAGGGACAACUAGUUGAGAGGAUCUGCGCUGCUGGUACCGUGUUCAGCCCUAUCGUAGGCGUCUGCGUCCACCCUUGGGAUUAUGACUGCGGAGACAAGGGUAUCGCUGACCCACCAACCACUGAGAACCCUCCAAUCGAUGAUAACGACAAACCCUGCAACGGUACUGACAAUGAUAUCGGAGAAGUUCUUGAUAACGGUUGCCCAGCUGACUUUGACGUCCAUCAUCUUCUGCCCCAUGAAACUGAGUGCGAUAAAUUUUACUACUGCGUCCAUGGCGAGAAAGUCGAACGGUCUUGCGCUCCUGGCACCCACUUUAACUACGAGAUCCAGGUGUGUGAUUGGCCACAUAAUGUGAACUGUGUACCUGGUGGUGGUGACAUCAACCCUGGAAGCGGAGAAGGUUCCAGCUCAGAAAGCAUAGAGAUCAAUGACCCAAAUCCCGGCUGCAAUGGCAACUGUCCACCGGAUGGUGGCAACGACAAUGACUUUGUACCUCUCCCCAAUGGAUGUCCCGCGGACUUUGACAUCCAUCAUCUCCUGCCCCAUGAGAGCGACUGCGGCAAGUUCUACUACUGCGUCCAUGGACAGAAAGUAGAGACCAGCUGUGGACCUGGAACUCAUUUCAACCCUGUUCUUCAGGUCUGCGAUUGGCCACAAAACGCUGGAUGUGAACAGUCCUCCAAUUGCCCCGGUGGCAAUAACUGCCCAGGAGAAGGUGGCGACCAACCAGGAGAUGGAGGCGACCAGCCAGGAGAUGGAGGCGACCAGCCCGGUUGCGGUGGUAGCUGUCCAGGAGAUGGAGGCGAUCAACCAGGAGAUGGAGGCGACCAGCCAGGAGAUGGAGGCGACCAACCCGGUUGCAGUGGUAACUGUCCAGGCGAUGGAGGCGACCAGCCAGGAGAUGGAGGCGACCAGCCAGGAGAUGGAGACGACCAGCCAGGAGAUUGCAACGACAAUGACUUUGUACCUCUCCCCAAUGGAUGCCCAGCUGACUUUGACAUCCAUCAUCUCCUGCCCCAUGAGAGCGACUGUGGCAAGUUCUACUACUGCGUCCAUGGACAGAAAGUAGAGACCAGCUGUGCACCUGGAACUCAUUUCAACCCCGUUCUUCAGGUCUGCGAUUGGCCCCAAUACGCUGGAUGUGAACAGUCCUCCAAUUGCCCCGGUGGCAAUAACUGCCCAGGAGAAGGUGGCGACCAACCAGGAGAUGGAGGCGACCAGCCCGGUUGCGGUGGUACCUGUCCAGGAGAUGGAGGCGAUCAACCAGGAGAUGGAGGCGACCAACCAGGAGAUGGAGGCGACCAGCCAGGUGGCAACGACAAUGACUUCAUACCUCUCCCCAAUGGAUGUCCAGCGGACUUUGACAUCCAUCAUCUCUUGCCCCAUGAGAGCGACUGCAGCAAGUUCUACUACUGCGUCCAUGGACAGAAAGUAGAGACCAGCUGUGGACCUGGAACUCAUUUCAACCCUGUUCUUCAGGUCUGCGACUGGCCCCACAACGCUGGAUGUGAGCAGUCCUCCAAUUGCCCCGGUGACAAUAACUGCCCAGGAGAUGGAGGCGACCAGCCAGGUGAUGGAGGCGACCAGCCAGGCGAUGGAGGCGACCAACCAGGUUGCGGUGGUAGCUGUCCAGGCGAUGGAGGCGACCAGCCAGGAGAUGGAGGCGACCAACCAGGAGAUGGAGGCGACCAGCCAGGAGAUGGAGGCAACCAACCCGGCUGCGAUGGUAGCUGUCCAGGAGAUGGAGGUGAAAACCCCGGUGGUGAUCUACCUGGCGACAAUAACCCAUGCAUAAACGAGUGCAAUGUUGCCCCUUGGGCCUCAGACGACUGCGACAAGUAUUGGAUCUGUGUAGGCGACCAGAAGGUCCAAGUGACCUGCUCUGAAGGUCUUCAUUUCAACCCAGUUACAUUGACCUGUGACUUCCAUUGCAAUUCAGGUUGUGAGAGGAGAAAUAUAGAACUCACUGAACACUACGAUGGAGUCAAAGUCUUCCUUCCUUGGAACAAACUUAGCAGCGAAAUGAAACGUCUUUUAACCAUGGACGAAUUGUAAACGAUUCACUACUUGUAAAUAGAUUGUAACAUAAAAAAUGCAUAUUGUAAAUUAUGCGUUACAAAUAUUUAUUCCACUUAAAAUAGAUUCUCUUCGAUUGAAAUUGUCAUUGUUAUAUUAAAAUUGUUUAAAUCUGUUCCUGUUUAAAUUCAUGAAUGUUAAAUAUUUAUAAAUUAAUCUUAAAUUUCUCUUUAAAAUUGUUUAAUCAAUGUUGCAAGAAGAAAUUUGAGGUAAAUGUAAAUUUAUUUUACUUACAAGUAGUUUAUGAAUCAUAUAUUCAUGAUUGUGAUCAGGAAACCAAAAAAAAUAUUGUUAACAUAAAAUUAAUUUAGAAAAAGGAAUGUAAAUAAAACGUAUUUAUUUCAUAAAAUAAUAUUUUAUUUUGUAAAUGAAUCAUAAAUUUUGUAAAUUAAAUAUAUAAAAUUGACAAUUUCACUCGUUUUUAGCGUAAUGUCUUAUGUUAAGUUUAUCCUAGUCUAAAAUUAAAUAAGGCACAAUUAAAUUAAAUUAUUUUUAAUAUACAUUUGCUUUUCAUUAGGGCUCCCUAACUCGUUGUACAUAAGUUUCAUUUUUGAAUGACAAAGUUUUUCGUUUGAGUUA
Messenger RNA from Spodoptera littoralis (African cotton leafworm), 3504 nucleotides. The record is from the annotation of a GenBank genome assembly. Lineage: Eukaryota; Metazoa; Arthropoda; Insecta; Lepidoptera; Noctuidae.